Molecule: messenger RNA, 355 nt
Organism: Dovyalis caffra
Lineage: Eukaryota; Viridiplantae; Streptophyta; Magnoliopsida; Malpighiales; Salicaceae
Source: the annotation of a GenBank genome assembly
GAUACAAGUGUUAUCAUCCACCUACUCGGAAGCUCUAUGUCUUAGAUGAUGUCACUUUUGUUGAAAAUAAACCAUAUUUUUCUACACCUUACAUUCCGGAGGAGCUUCCUAUAAUUGUCGAUUUUGAUAUUGAUCCGUCUCUUGAUAUUUCUUCAUCGAGAGAUAUAGCUCCUCAUGAACGACCCCUUAAUGAUAAUGUUUACCAAUCCACCAUUCUCUUACUCGUAGAAGAAACAGAGAACGAUGGUAGAUUGAUUUAUCGGUUUCGGUUUGAUAAGGUGUAUAUAAGGAAAAAAGACGCCAUUCCUGCUUCUGCGACGAAGAUCAAUCACUUGUACCGAGUUACGAACCCGAG